Camponotus floridanus (Florida carpenter ant) is the source of this 2276-nucleotide messenger RNA. Its product is annotated as protein sevenless-like. The record is from RefSeq and is a predicted model, not a curated record. Gene Ontology annotation, biological process: protein phosphorylation; positive regulation of kinase activity; regulation of TOR signaling. Lineage: Eukaryota; Metazoa; Arthropoda; Insecta; Hymenoptera; Formicidae. The transcript is spliced from 5 exons. The coding region runs from base 133 to 2220 and encodes 695 amino acids. Gene Ontology annotation, cellular component: signaling receptor complex; membrane. Gene Ontology annotation, molecular function: ATP binding; transmembrane receptor protein tyrosine kinase activity; protein binding.
AUCUCGAAAGCGUAAAUGUAGCCGAAUAUUUUGAAAAGACAAUACUAAGCUCAUAUAAGAAAAAUUUAUUUUACGGCUUUAUCUUACGCUAGUAUUUACGCUUUUGAUAAAUCUUUACAACCAUAUCCUCCAAUGAGAUGCCUGACACCUGACGAAAAAGUAUACAAUUUUGAGAAUGUGAAUGCAACGGCAAACAGCAUCAUUGUAAAUUUUUCGGAACCGGUUGUAAAGAGUGGAUGCAAAAAAUAUAAUUUACCAACUACUAUAUAUACUAUCUUCGUAAGCUGUUUAGACAACAAUCUCAACAAGUCUGAGAAAUUCAAUGUGCGAUAUGUGACGUGCGAGCGAUAUUACGAGAUUCAGAAUUUAACACCAUUUACAGAGUACAAGUUGAAGUUUACUUUAAGCAAUUUUUAUUUUGAUCGAUUAUCAAUAAAUCCAUUUGAUUCGAAUGUGAUACAAAUAAAAACUAAUUCGGGCAAGCUUAAUGCACCAGAAAACAUAAGUGUUCUAGCUUUGACGCCUACUAUAGCAGUAGUUCAUUGGAUGCCACUCAAGAAAGUGUACUGUGCGGCCGUGACCUAUGAAGUGCAUUCAUUAGUGAAUGGCACGCAACACGAGAACAAACAAUUUAUCAAUGUGCCGAAACGUAUGGCAGACGGCAGAUUUUUCACAAAGAUUGGCUUGUCGCUACCGGUACAAGAUUAUUUGAUAUACGUGCGUGUGUAUCCAAAUAAUUUUAGCGAUUUCUACAACGAGAGUUUAAGCAAGAUCGUUCACUUAUACUCAGAACCCAACAAUAUUACUUUGAGCGACGUCAGCAUAAAUAGCAUGAACAUUUCAUGGAGCUCAAACAUUAAUCUGAUGAUCAGUUUUGCACUACAGUACAAAGAGAAUGCAACAGAAGAAUGGCAAACAUUGAAUUCUAUUAAAAUAAAUUAUAACAAUGAAAUAGUAAACAAUGUCAAAAAUUUACAAUCGGGAACUUCAUACAAGUUUCGUUUGCUAUUGAGAUACAUCGAAUAUGAGGAAGAUUUUAUAUGGCCGACUGAUGAAAGAUUUAUUUUUUCAACACUUGGUGAUAUUUCGAAUAUUCCUGAAAUAAUAGAGGCAAAGUAUUAUCUGUCAGUGACGUUAAGUUUCAUCAUUAUAGUUACUAUAAUCUGCGUCUGCUACUUUUAUUAUUUGUAUCGUCAACGCAAAGGUAAUAACGAACAAUUUUUGUCUUCAACAAUGACCGAUAUAGAAUUGGCCAUUCUACGUGAACCUUACCAAUACAGUGAAUACAAUACGAUUUACAGUCCUAUGUUACAUUAUAAGCCGGAUGAAUGUGUGAUAAAAAAAAUCGCACGUAAACAAAUUACACUUACAAAUCGUAUCGGUUGCGGCGCAUUCGGAAUGGUGUAUCAAGGAAAGGUGAAGAACUUAGAAGGUUCGGGAACAGAGACAUCCGUUGCAAUAAAAACGGUUAAAAAAGAUGCUUCUUUCGAUGAGAAAAAGAAAUUGUUAAAGGAAGCCAAGCUUAUGAAUCAUUUUCAACACAAACAUAUAUUAAGCUUGUUGGCUGUUUGUUUAGAUGGGGAUUCUCCGUUAUUAGUGUUGGAAUUGAUGGAAACAGAUCUGUUACAAUAUUUGAGAGAUUGUCGAAAUUUGGAAGCGUCAGAUUCGCCUGCUUUGCGUUUGCAGGAUUUGCUCGCCAUGUGCGAAGAUGUUGCGCGAGGUUGUUGCUACUUGGAAGAGUCGCGUUACGUACAUAGAGAUCUAGCGUGUCGUAAUUGUUUAGUAUCUUCGAGAAAUCGCGAGAAUCGUGUCAUCAAAAUUGGAGAUUUUGGAUUAGCUAGAGAUAUCUACAAGGAUGAUUAUUAUCGCCUGAAAGGAGAACAUUAUUUUCCUAUUCGCUGGAUGGCACCCGAAUCUUUGAUGAUUAAAAUAUUUACUUCUCAAAGCGAUGUUUGGUCAUUUGGGGUAUUAAUGUGGGAAAUUACAUCGUUGGGUGAGCAACCUUAUAUGGACAAGACUGAAGAAGAAGUGAUAAAUUAUGUUCGUGCUGGAGGCAGGUUGCCGAUAAGUCUUAACUGUCCGUCACCAUUGUACCAAUUGAUGCUACGUUGUUGGACUGCAGCGGAUGCUAGACCAAAUUUCAAAUUUUGUCUGGAAAAUAUUAUAGCAUUAAGAAAGAACAUGGAAGAUACCUUACUGAGUCCAGUCGAUACUAUUUAGCCGAUAUUUUUAAAUUAAUGUUUCUCUUCUUUUCCGAACAAUUCAAUAAAUCUUAA